UGGUGAAAGAAGUAGCCAGAGACGGUUAAAGGUUCUGAAUGGCUUCCUUCACCUACGCCACACUAUCACUAUCGUCUUCAUGUUUUUUCUCUGCCGGAGCAACGAUUCGCCACCGUCGUUCUCCGAACCAGCUCAGGUUGUUACCUCUCAAAUGCUCCUCUUCGUCUUCGGAGCCUGAAACCGCCUUGCCUCCUACCGAUUGGACUCGCAAACUGAUCGCAGGGAUCUCUGGAAUCGGAUUCCUCGAAACCUCGUACCUCACUUACCUCAAACUCACCGACUCCGACGUUUUUUGCCCCGUCGGCGGCGGCACCUGCUCCGACAUACUCAACAGCGAUUACGCCCUUGUUUUCGGUGUUCCUCUUCCUUUAAUUGGUAUGGCUGCGUAUGGAUUUGUUGCUGCUCUAAGUGUUCAAUUGGCUUCAAAGAAAUUGGCGUUUGGGAUUGAUAAAUCCAAUGCUCAAUUAGUAUUGCUUGGAAUCACAACUUCCAUGGCAGCUGCUAGUGCGUAUUUUUUGUACAUUCUAACGACAAAAUUCUCCGGUUCAUCUUGUUCCUAUUGUCUACUAUCGGCUUUCUUGUCCUUCACCUUGUUUUUUAUUACCCUGAAGGACAUUGGAUUUCAAGAAGCGUAUAAACAAGGGGGUCUCCAACUAUUAGCUGCUAGCUUAGUGAUUCUCAUGCUUAGCACCUCCUAUAGCGAUUCUAAAUCCAGCCUGGCUGAAAUUGAACUGCCAUAUUAUGCUACUGAAAUUACAACUCCAUCAAGCCCUUUUACACUAUCUCUAGCAAAGUAUUUGCACUCCAUAGGAGCUAAAAUGUAUGGAGCUUUCUGGUGUUCGCACUGUCAGGAACAAAAAGAGCUGAUGCAGAUGUUUGGAAAUGAGGCAGCCAAGCAGUUGGAUUAUGUGGAAUGCUUUCCCGAAGGUUAUCGGAAAGGAACUAAAAUGAUCAAGGCAUGCCUAGAUGCCAAAAUUGAAGGUUUCCCAACGUGGGUUAUUAAUGGCCAGGUAAAAAGGAAGUAGGCUAUGAUUGCAACUGUCUCUUUGCAUCCUCUCUGUCCUACCUGAAUUUGUUUCGUUCUGAUUGCAUCAAGCAUGGGCAUCUCAUGCAGGUUCUGAGUGGUGAGCAAGAAUUGUCGGAGCUGGCUCAAGUGUCUGGUUAUAAUGAAUCUGUUCAACCUAGUUAAGGCUUAGACUGAAAGUGAAAAAGAUAGCAUUGUAGUAGCACACACAUUGUACAGCUUACAGAUGAGUUGUUUGUCCUUAGGCAUAUGUAUAAAUUCCUUUCCAUUAAGCUAUAAUGUUAAUGUCUUUUAAUUUUUCCUUUUAUCGGUACAUGUAUUUUUUUUAAUUAUUAUAACGGGUAGCUGGUUUAAAUGAUACAUGUUUCCCUUAAGUUGAGAGAACUAGUUUUACCAUAAUAUAC
Abrus precatorius (Indian licorice) is the source of this 1428-nucleotide messenger RNA. RefSeq names its product thiol-disulfide oxidoreductase LTO1. NCBI's taxonomy places the organism in Eukaryota, Viridiplantae, Streptophyta, Magnoliopsida, Fabales, Fabaceae. The record is from RefSeq and is a predicted model, not a curated record. Gene Ontology annotation, molecular function: oxidoreductase activity. Bases 39 to 1025 code for a protein of 328 amino acids. The transcript has 5 exons.